AUGUCACUCCGCGCACCUCUCCUUAUUUUGUGCGUGAUUGUUCUCAUCAUUUGUCUGCUGCUUCCCAUCACGGUUUGGGAAGCAUUUGUGGAACACUUGGAACACACUCUUGAAACAUUUAAUUGGCAGAGAUUUCUCACCUCCACCACGCUUUACCGCCUCUUUGAAGCUGUGAGAACUUCUGCAGACCGGAAUGGCUUCCUCCAUCCGAAUAUGAUCAGAAAGGACGCUGCAACAAGUGGCUUGAUAUACCGCGAUCUCAUACACGAAGUGGUUCGGCUUCAUAGGAGCCAACGUGCCGGAUUUGCUCACCUAUCUCAGACGCGAAUGAGACGCUUACCUUCGUCAAGUGAAAGAUCCGAAGCACGUCAGGCACUCUUGGCUGCGAGGAUUCACCAAAACUCACGACAGUAUUUGAAAGCACGAAAGCUGCUACAGCAUGCUUUUCGACUGGACCCCAAUAAUCUUGAUAUCUUGAUUGCGUUGGGUGAAGCAAUCGAAGAUCAGUGGAGAACGAUGAAGCUGAUCGAUCGGGACAAUGGAAAGUGUUAUCCGAGUUCUUUGAUGAAUGUAAACGAGCAGGCCGUUGUCGAAGUUGACGAUCUUUUAUUGACCGCGGAACACCUCUACACACGUGCUCUGAUUGUGGAUCCGAAAUCCAGAACGGCUGACCAAUCCAAAGAACGUCUAAUGCCACUGGUUGAAGAGAUUGACCAACGGCGAUUCAACGUGAUUGAUAUGAAGGUCAAACGUUUCUACGAGGUACCAGAAUCCAACCCGGGCCUGAGACAAGCCAAAAUGGAACACUAUUUUAAGCAUGUCUACCAUUCGAAUGCUAUCGAGGGUAACACGCUAACUCUCGCUCAGACUAGAUCUAUUUUGGAGACCCGAUUGGCCGUUGGAGGGAAGAGUUUGAUGGAACAGAAUGAGGUGCUUGGUCUGGAUGCUGCUCUGCGUUACAUGAAUGCUACCUUGCUCCGGGGAAAGUCCAGGCCAGUCACGCUCGACAUCAUUCUUGAGCUACAUAAGCUAGUUUUAGCUUAUGUGGAUCCCAGUGAGGCUGGACGUCUUCGUCGGACGCAGGUGUUCAUCGCUGAUCACCAGCCCCCUCCGCCUGACGCGGUUCCGCAACUCAUGUUGGAUUUGAUUGAUUGGCUAAAUUCAGAGGAGUUGUUAGACGUGCAUCCGAUUGAACUGGCCGCACUGGCACACUGGAAACUAGUCUACGUACAUCCGUUCUACGAUGGGAACGGGCGAACUGCUCGGUUGCUCAUGAAUUUCAUCCUUAUGCGUGCCGGCUUGCCCCCAGCGAUUAUCCGCGUUGAAGAUCGUCCGGACUACUAUGAACAUUUGAAAACGGCGAACGACGGUGAUGUACGACCUUUCAUCCGUUUCAUCGCCACUUGCACAGAACGCACUAUCGACGAAUAUCUGAAUGCAGCGCUUGGAACAACAGCUGUUUCCGGGACUAAGCAAGCACCGCGGAUUGAAUCGACCCUGCCAUUAACCACAGACUACGCCAUCCCUGCCGAAUGUCUGGAUCCGUAUCACAUCAGCGAGUGGCCAGGCAGCCAAGACCCAUCGACUGACAAGCACGACGACGCUCAGGUUAAAGACACCCCAGUUCUACCAUCUGUUCCGCAUCGAAAGCCUUCACGAAGGUCUUCUAUCACUGAUGACAUCCAACUUCUGCCGAGUAAAUUAACCAUGUACGGCGUGAAGGAACAGGUAGAGAAGUUUCGUCGCCAACUUCGGGCUGUUCACUUCGCAUACGAUGUGGAUUUCCAAGGGAUGGUUCUGGGACAACCAGCUGCUUUUAUCAGUUUCUACCGACGACUUCUGUGCGAUCACAGCACAAAAUUGACGAAGCACUUGGUCGACAAAGGGUUCGGUCUCUUAGGUUUGACGGAUGAUCGCUUAAUGGAGUCCCUUUACCGUAUCAUGCGAGAUUUGCUCAACACACGAGCCCCGAUUACAUUGGCGCAGUUUUACAGUCCUGGGUUCAAGGAACGGAAACUGGAAAUGGCAUCCAUGUUGACCGAGCGCUUGUGUUCUCUUCUCCCUACAAAGCUUUCUCAAAAGCCAGGCCCUCAACGCCCAACCAGCACAAGCGGUAAUCCUAACCGUGUCAUUGAAGUUCGCUCUUUGCCCGUCCGUGACUACGUUCAGAGGGUGCGCAAGUGUCACUCAAUCCCUCAGGUGUUACCUGACGUUCUCCUACCUACCUCAGACCCCACGGUAGAUUGUGCUCUUGACCGCGUGACCAUCAAGAGUUCAGACGGCAUAGGUCGUUUGCUUGAUGCAAGACAAUCAUCACAUGCUGAAAUCGGUUCGAUCGCCUUUCCUGAAUCACGUGUUGCAGGAGACUGCAACGAUACCCUUGGCAGUCAGUUCCAGAAACCGGAGGUUACCUUCGAUACCCAUGUGUGGGGUGAAGAAUCUCACAAUCAGGUAACUCAGCCGAAUUUCGGUGAACGUUGCAGUCCUGGAAAUCGAAUAGCCAAGCAACAAAAGAAUCAAUGUUCCACUAUAUCCAUUCGUCGCCAUGUUCGCAAUUUAGUUGCCAUUAGUACUACUGUUUCAUACCUUUGUCGCCUGAAACUUAUGGUAUCCCAUUCUCCUGUUCGUUCCCAGUUCUCGGCCAUGAUUGAUUCUGUCGGACAAAUGAAUCAAUCUCAACGGUUGCAAUCGGAGUGUAGCGGUUAUUCUAUGCCCUAUGCAAAAACUGGCAACUCUUAUUAUUUGCUGAACAGCAAUCCACGACCAUAUUGCUGCAGUAGCUCGGUUCCGAAGACCGGAAAACCUGUCCCUCUCAGUAACAACCGUCCACCUGUCAAGCGGACCACUCUGGCUGCGCGUACAACAGUCAGUAGUACUCCUAGCUCUAGGAUGUCGUCGUCCUUGCAUCGUUGGCCUUCUGGACAACACCCACCUACCGAGGACGAACCUGAAGCUCCAGCGAUGACGUCGCCUCGUGAUCCAAUGGAGGAAAUUCUAACCUCUCUUUCAAAACUGACUGGUAAAGUGGAUACCAUGUUGACACGUUUGACCUCCUUGGAGCUACGACUUCCACGGGUGGACCGUGGCCUGAGCACUGCUCGUUUUUAUGAGUCCAAUAGCAGAGAUGCAUCGGAAGAACCGAGGUCCUGCAAACCAGGAGAAAAAGUUUCUGGUGGAAAUGAGCCGCGCGUUUGCCCGUCUGGGCGUGCAGAGUUCUCCCUGAUCCCUUUCACAGUCGCCGCUACAGGGCCGUGCUCUACAACACUGGUGGAAUCCACCCUGACCUACCCGAAACCACAGUUAACCCCUCCCUCCUCUCAGACAGCAUCCAGUACGACAACCACUGUGGCGGGUACGCCGCGCCCGUUCACUCCACUGCCAAUGAGUCCCAGGACUUCGGUUUAUCCACAAACAGUUCGCGCAUCACCCCUGGGUAACUCAAACACAGCCAACGCUCCCUCCAAGCAGGUUCCGUCCGUUCCAGCUAACCGGUUGUGCGACGACCGGACCUCUCCGUGGAAGUUCGGGAAACACAUGUUCAAUGAAAAUCGCCGUGAUACCAGUUGGGCUAGUGCUUCAGGUAUUGAAGAAACUGCCCAAUCAUCCAGUAAUUUUCUAUACACACAAGCCAAUAUUGCUCACAACCAACUCAAUGCCAAGGGACAGAAACAAGCCUCAGCUGAUUUUACCACCCAUGUCAACGCCACCAGUCUUCCUGUCUCACCGAACCAACCUUCGGUCCAAUCAAACUUCCAACUAGACCCAUAUAUAGGACGCUUCAAAAGGCCUGCCUUGUUUCGGCAUACAGACUCGUUUGAAUACUCUGCGAACAAUAGCUUAGAAAACCGACCUCCAUCAUCCAGAUUUGUUGAAGCCGGCAAAGAGUCUGCCGAUUAUGAACACGCCUCCAAUGUCUCGGGUACCUACCGUGCUCAAGUAGACCGGAUCACUACCAUGUUAGCCGAAACUCAGGGUCUUCUGGAAACACAACGUAUGAAAGUGGUCAACCGGGCAGCAUGAAUCAGACGUAUGGAAGAAAUGUCUCUCAGGCGUUAGCAUUUUCGGAGGGUUCUGUCUAUCCGACGGUCUCUGAUCUACUCUCGGUAUUAUCUUAUCUACUUUGGACUGUUUGUCAGUAGUUUAAAGUAAUAUGUUUACACUCUGCCUUGUCGCAGUUUUUUUCAUUUGCACUCUAUUUUCCCACGCACCUCUACAGUUACCGCCGGCCGGUUCAUUUCUUUCGCAAGGGAUGUGUUGUGUAGGAUUCAGUGAAUCCACUUUUCUUCUCUCGAUUUUUCCAUUCAGUUUUCUCUGUGCCAUUGUGCGGUAAAAUUUGUGAUGAUGUAGCUU
Opisthorchis viverrini is the source of this 4350-nucleotide messenger RNA. RefSeq lists its product as hypothetical. The transcript has 13 exons. The record is from RefSeq and is a predicted model, not a curated record. Bases 1 to 4020 code for a protein of 1339 amino acids. Lineage: Eukaryota; Metazoa; Platyhelminthes; Trematoda; Opisthorchiida; Opisthorchiidae. Gene Ontology annotation, molecular function: protein binding.